Messenger RNA from Racocetra persica, 167 nucleotides. The record is from the annotation of a GenBank genome assembly. NCBI's taxonomy places the organism in Eukaryota, Fungi, Glomeromycota, Glomeromycetes, Diversisporales, Gigasporaceae.
ACUAUUUCUGCUUCGGUGAAUACAAUGCGAUCAAUUAUAAUCCUAGAAAUUUUCUUGUUAUGUUGGACAUUUUCGAAGGUUGUAAAUAUGUUUUUAUUAAAGUGGCGGCAAUGCCGAUUAUUGGAGUGAUGGGUGAUACGUUGGCGACGUUGACUAUCUCCGAUAAU